UACCCAUCAACGAAUAAAGAAUAUAAUUCAUUACAAAAAAAAAAAUAAUAAUAAUAAUAAAAAAAGAAUAUAAUUGAUUAAUAAAAAUCUAAAUAUUAAAGCCACUUGCAAACACAUAAUCGGUUGGUCCAACCCAAAAUGUUCUGAAGCUUUAGGAUUAGCUAGAUUAUACCUUGAGGCCCUUUUGAAGGGUUGGUGAAUUUUCCUCCCGCCUUUUGGACUGGUAGGUUUCUCUUUCAGUCUCCCGUCAGACACCCAUGCCAGCAUUUACACAACUUCAUAGCUGAUCAACCAUGGCUGCCAAAGAGAAAAGCCAUGCCCUAUCACUCAUACAAGCCCUCAAAAAAGCUUCAAAAGAUCUCCAGAACAACCCAAUUUUCAUACUGUGCAGAAACCAGACUGACCUAAAAGCCGCCAUUGAAGCUCUUCUCGAGCUUUCAACCAAAGCAAACCCCAUUCUUUCGGCAGACCCAUGUCUCUCUAACAUCUCUCAUUCACUCAACAAUCUCAGGGAAUUACUCCGAGACCUCGAAGAAUUUCAGGGCUAUGGAGUUCGUUCCCUCUUCUAUCGCCAAAUUACGAAAUACAAGAUUUCCCAAAUUGGGUACGAAAUCGAAACCCAUCUCCGAGCCUACAUAGAUCGCGAAGCGAUCUUUGAUCUCGUGCAAACUUUGAGAGAAGAACCGGGGGACGAGGAUGAGAAAAUCACGGCCUUGAUCGAGUUCGAGAAUCGGCUAUCGCAGGGUUUCGAUAGGGAUUACCAGGAGCUGAUUAUGAAAGCAGGGAUCUUCUCCAUUCUCGAAUCGAUGCUCUGCUUUUCGAACUGUUCGAACAGAGUCAAAGACGAAGCCGCUCUUGCCGUUCUCGCUCUGAUCGAAUUCAACAAAGAUGUUUUCGUUGGAAUGGUGUUUAUGGGUUUUACAAUUCCAUCUUUGAUAUCAAUGGGUUCUUCUACUUCGAUUCGAAUUCUUUCUUCGCUGAUCGCCAGGAUCAGAACCCCUCUGAUCGAUGAACUACAACAUAGAAAACAAAUCCCAAGAAUUAUCAACCUCUUGAGCUCGGAAAAUCGGUCGGUUUUGAUGGCGGCGAUGAAUUGCUUGUUCGAGAUUGCGUUUUACGGUUCGAAAGAAGUUAUCGGAGCAAUGCUUGAGGAAGAGCUGGUUCGGAAGCUCUUGGAGUUACAGAGAUUGAAAAUUGGAUCGGAUUUGGAAAACGAAGAUUUUGCAUUUGAGGACUGCGUGAAGAGGUUUGCUUUGCAAAUAGAAAUGGGAGAGGGGGUUGAAAAUAAAAAAGAAAAGGACGAAUUUAAAUUGGAAAUUUUGGAGACUGUUAGGAAAGCCUCUGUUUCUGAUGCAGAAGCCGCGAGCAUUGUUCAUGAUAUACUCUGGGGUCCUUCACCUUGAAAAUCGAUCAAAAUUCAAAACCAAAGCUCUCUCUCUUUCCGUUUUUUCUUAUUCUUUUAUUUUUUAAUAAACAUAUUUGGAGAAUUAUUACAACCUAUUUAAUUCAGUUAGUUUAUUUUAUUAUUAUUAUUAUUAUUA
Ziziphus jujuba (common jujube) is the source of this 1541-nucleotide messenger RNA. RefSeq lists its product as uncharacterized. The transcript has a single exon. NCBI's taxonomy places the organism in Eukaryota, Viridiplantae, Streptophyta, Magnoliopsida, Rosales, Rhamnaceae. The record is from RefSeq and is a predicted model, not a curated record. Bases 294 to 1403 code for a protein of 369 amino acids.